Messenger RNA from Funneliformis geosporum, 4078 nucleotides. Lineage: Eukaryota; Fungi; Glomeromycota; Glomeromycetes; Glomerales; Glomeraceae. The record is from the annotation of a GenBank genome assembly.
UUAGAAGAGGAUGGAUUUGUUACACCGGAUGAAAAGGCCAAAGAACUUGUUAAAAAAUUGACCGAUAAAAAUUUCCUAUGUGCUCUAAGGUUACUUUUUGAAGAUUUACAAAAUGAAUUUUCGGAUCAAAUAUUAAUAAAUUCGUUGGUCGCCUUAGCCGAUCCAGUCCCAUUUAAAUUAAACUAUUCAAAAGAGAGCACAUUUAGGUUGGAAUUGCACUUACGUACAUGGAUAACAAUACUAGAAAGGAUAUGUUUCUCCCAAAUACGCCUUACUAAAGAACUUCGAAACAAGAUUUAUAAUUCUUUGACGGUAUUUGCAGAAAUCCAUAGAAAGACAGCUCAAAUAAUUGGAGAAGGAAUCGAAAACAUCUUUAAAUCUGAAUUUUAUCAAUUCAAUCAACAAAAUGACUAUAAAGAUGUAAAGAUCGCUAAAAAGCGUAAUUAUAAUAUUGACUUUUUGUUGAUUCAAUUACGAGACACACUUCAUAGCUUGGGUGAUAAUGAAACUUGGUUUCAAGAAGUUUUACAAAGAACAAAAGACUUGCUUAAAGCUUCCUUAAAUAUUACACCGGGAAUUGUUUCAAUUGUAGCACCUUAUGCUUCUAUUCCGAAUGGUAAUUGCUCAAUUUUAUCAACGCUCACCCAACUGCGCCAAUCAUUAAGUUUUGAAUAUCCAGUAGCAUCUUAUUACGUAGAUUGGAGGAUUAUGAUGAUAAUUAAACAUGAUUUCAUCAAAUGGUCUGAAGGUUCAGAAAAGAUUAUUAGUAAAAAGCAUGGUGAAAUGAUUUUGAUAGAAUAUAUUAGGGCUUAUUUGGAAAGAGAAUGGAUUCAAGUUGCUGAUAAAACGAUCUUGGAUUUUCAAACUAAAUUUGAUGAGGAAUCAAAUAGACUGAUCGAGAUGCUAAGAAAUACUGGAAGAAUUUUUAAUGAUUUUUCCGGAAAUGAACCUCUUGAAUUACCACAUUCCCUAUGGUUUGGAUUAUUAGACCUUGUACAUGAACUUGUUCGACAAUCAUCUAAAUCGAGUACGUAUAACCAAUGUUAUUAUUUAGCAAUUGAAUCCCUCAAUAAAGCUCCAAGCAGCUUUAUUCAAUUUAAGGCAAUAGAAAUAUUAUUAAACCUACAUGACAUUAAUAGUGAAUUGUUUACAACGUUAGAUAUUGAUUUAGAUCAAUACGCACGAGAAUUACGUGAGAAUAAAUUUUUAAUAAAUUCUUCAGAAAAGUUUAAAGUUCUAUUAGAAUUCAUUAAGAAAAGAUAUUCAAAGGAUGUUGAGAUAAUUAAUGGUAAUACUGAAAGGAAAAAAAGAAAGAGUAAAGACAAUUACUUGACAAAAGAUAUAUCUUACAAUCAUAAUCUUGCUGAUGAAAUAAGCGAUGUACCGACUGAUCAACUAUGUCUCUUGGGAUGUCAACAUAUGAUAACAUUAAAUAAUUUGAAAGAAUUAAAACAAGCAAAGUGUCCACAAUGUCGACUACAUAUUGAGAAUAACAAGAGUAGACAUUUAUCACAAAAUACCAUCUAUAAAAAUUUAUGUGCGCAAAACUCCAAGCCUGGACAUAUUUUACCUUCAAUUGACUUUGAAGAUUCGGACGAUAGUGACUCCGACUCGGACAAUUUAUCAGAAAUUGAAUUUGAACUAAUCAAAGAAAAGAACCUCGUUAGAGCAACGAAAUCAAAUUCAAAUACGUUAUUUCAAUCAAUAAUGCCAAAUAGAACUUCAAAAAAACAACAUUCAACAUAUCAAAAUGCUAUGAAGGAAUUGGCAGGAAAAAAUUAUGAGAGAGCUAUAUAUUGGUGUCAAGAAUUUCUGAAAAAAUUUCCAAAACAUUAUUGCAUAAGAUGUAUUUUAGGAUACAUUUAUAGAUGCUUGUUUAAUUAUGAAAAGGCGCACGUAUAUCUCAAUGAGGCUAUCGACAUAAAACCAAAAAAUCCGAUCGCCUACUAUAUCAAUGGAGAAAUCUAUUAUAGACAAAAGAAUUAUAGCAAGUCAAUAGAGUUUAUAUUAAAAUCAAUGGAUUAUAAGAUAAAGAUGAAUAAUUUAAAUAUAAUACUUGGCAGUAGCUAUAUUUUUGAAAAAAGUUAUAAUAAUAAAGAUGGUUAUAAUAAUGCUUUAACGAAUUUUCACGAAGCAUUAAACAAGGAUUCCAACCAUUAUUUGUGCUUAAAAAAUUGUGCUUUUAUCUAUCGAAAGCAAAAAAAUCAUCAAAAAGCUUUAGAAACCUUGGAUAAAUUAUUAUGUAUUAAUCGGAAUGAUUCUUUAAUUUUAUGUUUUUAUGGUGAAAUUUUAGUAAGCUUAAAAAAGUAUCAUGAGGCAAUAUCGUAUUUUACGAAAGCAAAUACUAUUGAUCCAGAAAAUGUUCAUAAUUUAAUCAACAGAGCUACAACAUAUCUUAUACUUGAAAAAUACAACGAGGCAUUAAUGGACAUUAAUAGAAUUUUAGGCUUAGACUCAUUAUAUAGUUUGGCGUAUUAUUACAGAGGGUUGAUUUUUUAUAUAGUGGAAAACAUAAACAUUUCAAUUUUGGAUUUUAAAAAAUGUAUACAAUUAAAUCCCAAUGAUGAUUUGGCAAAAAUCCAUUUAAUAUAUUUAAAUUUUAUGUCACAUUAUCGUGCUUAUAAAAAAUUAAAUCACAAGAUUGCCAAGAUUAUCGCCAAAAUUGAUCGUUUUUCUAAAAUUGAUGAUCAGAUUAAAUUUUUUAUAAAAUGUAACAUUUAUAUCAAAUUAAAGAUGUAUGAUAAAGCAUUAGAAAAUUUUAAUAGAUUUUUUGACUUGAAUCGUCAAGAUAUUCAAUUCCUUUAUUUUUUACGAAAAUAUUCUGGUUUCUUGAAGUAUUUAUGCAGCUAUUAUAACCUUGAUAAUAAAUUUAUUGGCCUUGGGAUUGUUGAAAAAUUUUAUAUUUAUAUGUAUUUCGGUGUUUACUUCGUAUCAAAUCUUGCCAAUAUUGAUAGUAAAUAUUUUCAUCAUAUUCAAGAAGUUAAUUCCAAAAGUUUAUCAAGAAAAGUGAUACAUGUUAAAUAUGAACCACUAAUGAUGGUUUUACCUAAUUUAUUGAAACCUUAUUGGGGAUCCUAUAUGGUUUGGAGAAUAUGCAUUGAUGAUGUAUCGUCUAAAGAUUGUUCUUUGAAUUUUAUAAUUAAAGAUGAUGAUCAUUUGCCGCAUAGGCAUACCUUAACAUAUGAAGAUUUGUCAAAACUUAUUGGAUUGGGUUGGAUUGAAUACAGUUUGCCAUUUACAUUAAAAUUUACAUGGGUGAAACCUUCAAUUGAAAUAAAAAAUGGGUUUAUUGAUAUGAAAAUCGAUUAUGUUCGCUUCAUAUCUACCGAAAGAGAUCAAAAUUAUAUUCCUAGCGUACAAACUUUUUUACCACUAUAUAAAUUACAUCCAGAUGUUCCAGAAGCUUUUGAGUAUAGGAUUGCAUUAGGCCUAUCAAAAAUUCAUAAAAAGAGUAUUAUCCACCGAGAUUUGCAUAGUGGAAAUAUUUUGAUAAACAAUAAUUAUAUUAAAAUAGGUGAUUUAGGAUUAAGUAAAUCUGCUACAGAAGCUGAAGAUAAUGAAACUUAUGGAAUUAUUCCUUAUAUUGCACCAGAGGUUCUUCAAGGGAAAAAAUAUACCAUAGCAUCGGAUAUUUAUAGUUUUGGUAUGAUUAUGUGGGAAUGUAUGACAGGCAGAAGACCUUUUUGGGAUCGUACUCAUGAUACUGAGCUGAUUAUUGAUAUUUGUGAUGGCUUACGUCCUCUAACAGGUAUUGUAGCACCUGAAGGUUAUAUUGAGCUAAUGAAAGAAUGCUGGGACCCUGAUCAAAGUAAAAGGCCAGCUAGUGGCAUCAGUAAAGUAAAAGCAUGGAGUCGUGAAGAUGUUAAAGAAUGUUUGCAAAGGAGGAAAGUUGAAUUAAAUAUUAAUGAUGAAGUUAUCAAUAUAUUAUAUGAUCAGGGUAUUGAGGGUAGCAGUUUUCUUGAAUUAUCAGAUAUUGAUGGUAAAAGUUUCCUUGAAUUAUCAGUACAUCUUCUUCAAAAUAAAUUACCUCUUGAUCCAGUAAUAAGAAUCAGUAAUUUCAUUAAUAAAGUUCAAGAAG